Molecule: messenger RNA, 1744 nt
Organism: Phycodurus eques (leafy seadragon)
Lineage: Eukaryota; Metazoa; Chordata; Actinopteri; Syngnathiformes; Syngnathidae
Gene: cct3
Product: chaperonin containing TCP1, subunit 3 (gamma)
Exons: 14
Coding region: 87-1709 (540 amino acids)
Biological process (GO): protein folding
Cellular component (GO): chaperonin-containing T-complex
Molecular function (GO): ATP hydrolysis activity; ATP-dependent protein folding chaperone; ATP binding
Source: RefSeq, a predicted model, not a curated record
GCAAGCCCCACCCCAUUCGGAAGCUUCGAGUCGUGUGAAGCCGGUCGACAUUCUUCCUCAUCUUCGUCUUUUUCCUUCUUUUCAAGAUGUUCGGCCAGCAGGUUCUCGUCCUCAACCAGAACGUGAAGAGAGAAUCGGGACGAAAAGUACAGACUGGAAACAUCAAUGCAGCCAAGACCAUCGCAGAUGUCAUCAGGACGUGUCUGGGCCCGCGCGCCAUGAUGAAGAUGCUGCUGGACCCCACCGGAGGAAUUGUCAUGACCAACGACGGAAACGCCAUCCUGCGAGAGAUCCAGGUGCAGCAUCCCGCAGCUAAAUCAAUGAUCGAGAUCAGCCGCACGCAGGAUGAAGAGGUGGGAGAUGGGACCACGUCGGUUAUCAUCCUUGCUGGCGAGAUGCUAUCGGUAGCGGAGCAGUUCCUGGAGCAGCAGAUGCACCCCACCGUCGUCAUCAGCGCGUACAGGCGAGCCUUGGAGGACAUGUUGGAAACGUUGAAGGAGAUCAGCGUCCCCGUGAACACGGCGGACCGCGCAGCCAUGCUGCUGAUUGUGCGCUCGGCCAUCAACACCAAAGCGCUCAGCCGCUGGUCGGAGCUGGCGUGUGGCAUGGCGCUCGACGCCGUGGUUACCGUGGAGAUGGACGACAACGGGCGCAAGGAGAUCGACAUCAAGAAGUAUGCGAAGGUGGAGAAGGUCCCGGGCGGCAUCAUCGAGGAGUCGUGCGUGCUGCGAGGCGUGAUGGUCAACAAGGACGUGACGCACCCGCGCAUGCGCCGCCUCAUUAGAGAGCCACGCAUCGUCCUCCUCGACUGCUCGCUGGAGUACAAGAAAGGCGAGAGCCAGACUGACAUUGAGAUCAGCAGGGAGGAGGACUUUGCCAGGAUCCUGCAGAUGGAGGAGGAGCACAUCCAGCAGAUGUGCGAGGACGUCAUCCGAGUCAAACCCGACUUAGUCUUCACCGAGAAAGGAAUCUCAGACCUGGCUCAGCAUUACCUGAUGAAGGCCAACAUCACCGCCAUUCGCCGCGUCAGAAAGACGGACAACAACCGCAUCGCCAGGGCGUGCGGCGCUCGCAUCGUCAGCCGUACUGACGAGCUGCGUGAGGACGACGUGGGUGCGGGGGCGGGGCUCUUUGAGGUCAAGAAGAUCGGCGACGAGUACUUCACCUUCAUCACUGAGUGCAAAGACCCCAAAGCCUGCACCAUCCUGCUCAGAGGGGCCAGCAAGGAGAUCUUGGCGGAGGUGGAGCGAAACCUUCAGGAUGCCAUGCAGGUUUGUCGCAACGUGAUGCUGGAGCCCUCCCUGCUGCCAGGAGGGGGCGCCGUAGAGAUGGCUGUGUCCAAGCGACUGAUGGAGCGUUCUCGCGCCCUGGUGGGCGUGGAGCAGUGGCCCUACCGCGCCGUGGCCCAGGCCCUGGAGGUCAUCCCGCGCACCCUCAUCCAGAACUGCGGCGCCUCCACCAUUCGUGUGCUCACCUCACUCAGGGCCAAGCACACGGCACAGGACGGCGCCUCCUGGGGCGUGGACGGCGAGACGGGUUCUCUUUGCGACAUGACGGCCGCCGGCAUCUGCGAGCCUCUGGCUGUUAAGGCGCAGACGUACAAGACAGCAGUGGAGACGGCCAUCUUGUUGCUCCGCAUCGACGACAUAGUGUCGGGUCACAAGAAGAAAGACAAGGACCAGGCCGCAGGAGGACCCGGAGCAGAGUAAAUUCAUUUAGAAGUCAAUAAAGUUCAAAAUCACCA